Molecule: messenger RNA, 2274 nt
Organism: Marmota monax (woodchuck)
Lineage: Eukaryota; Metazoa; Chordata; Mammalia; Rodentia; Sciuridae
Gene: Pkmyt1
Product: protein kinase, membrane associated tyrosine/threonine 1
Exons: 9
Coding region: 580-2133 (517 amino acids)
Biological process (GO): protein phosphorylation
Molecular function (GO): protein kinase activity; ATP binding
Source: RefSeq, a predicted model, not a curated record
CGGGCCGGGGCGGGGCCUCGAGACCGGUUUGGAAUUUUUGGCGCGAGCCGGCUCCGCGCGCGUUCACGGGCCGUUCCUCAUCUGGGAGAGCCUUCCGCCGGGACGUCGGGAGUCGUCGACCACAGACCCUGGCCCACUUGACCGCCCCGAGGCCUCCCGCCGCCUCUACCGACCUGGAAUUUGGGACCUCGUUGCUGCGCCCCGCCCAGCCGCCCAGUUGUUCUCCAGGGUAUUCCCACGCCCACGGAGAGAAUUCCGCCGCCGCCCUGCCCCGGAGGAACUCACAGUCUAGCUGUAGACGGUGGUCAGCAGAUGUGUCCGGCUCAGUGAGAGGGAUCUCCCUAAGUUGCUUAGGGCCUCGCCAAAUUCUGAGCGGCCUCGAACUUGUGAUCCUCCUGCCUCGGCCACCUGAGCUGCUAGGAUUACAGGUGCUUGUGGUCCCCGCAGCCUUCAUGUGGAAAGUAGAACGUGCGAGCAGUGUAGACUGGGCUCUCUUGGGGGCCACAGCACCAGGUGUUUUUUGAGUGGACACACUGCUCGACCUCCGUCUCUCUGCCCCCAGGGCCUCCUGUGCUGGCCAUGCCUGUGCCUGCUGAGGGUACCCCACCACCUCUAAGUGGCACCCCUGUCCCAGUCCCAGCCUACUUCCGCCAUGCAGAGCCUGGCUUCUCCCUCAAGAGGCCUGGGGGGCUCAGCCGAAGCCUCCCACCCCGGCCCCCUGCCAAGGGUAGCAUCCCAAUUAGUCGUCUCUUUCCUCCUCGGACCCCGGGUUGGCAUCAGCCCCACCCCCGGAGGGUGUCAUUCCGGAAUGAGGCUUCAGAAACCCUGCAGAGCCCUGGGUAUGACCCGAGCAGGCCAGAAUCCUUUUUUCAGCAGAGCUUCCAGAGGCUCAGCCGCCUGGGCCAUGGAUCCUAUGGAGAGGUCUUCAAGGUGCGCUCCAAGGAAGAUGGCCGUCUCUAUGCGGUCAAACGUUCUAUGUCGCCAUUCCGGGGUCCCAAGGACCGGGCCCGCAAGCUGGCUGAGGUAGGCGGCCACGAGAAGGUGGGGCAGCAUCCGCGCUGCGUGCGGUUGGAGAGAGCCUGGGAGGAGGGCGGCAUCCUGUACCUGCAGACGGAGUUGUGCGGGCCCAGCCUUCAGCAACACUGUGAAGCCUGGGGCGCCAGCCUGCCUGAGACCCAAGUCUGGGGCUACCUUCGAGACACUCUGCUUGCUCUGGCCCACCUGCAUGGCCAAGGCCUGGUUCACCUUGAUGUCAAGCCUGCCAACAUCUUCCUGGGGCCCCGGGGCCGCUGUAAGCUAGGUGACUUUGGCCUGCUGGUGGAGCUGGGUGCCACUGGAGCCAGUGAGGCCCAGGAGGGAGACCCCCGCUACAUGGCCCCCGAGCUGCUGCAGGGCUCCUACGGGACAGCGGCAGAUGUGUUCAGUCUGGGUCUCACCAUCCUGGAAGUGGCCUGCAACAUGGAACUGCCCCAUGGUGGAGAGGGCUGGCAGCAGCUGCGCCAGGGCUACCUGCCUCCUGAGUUUACUGCUGGUCUGUCUGCUGAGCUGCGUUCUGUCCUCGUCAUGAUGCUGGAGCCUGACCCCCAGCUGCGGGCCACGGCUGAGGCCCUGCUGGCCCUGCCCAUGCUGAGGCAACCAAGGCCCUGGAACAUCCUGUGGUGCAUGGCUGCUGAAGCCCUAAGUCGAGGCUGGGCUCUAUGGCAAGUAAGCUGCCACAGUGCCAAGCCAUGUUACCUGACGCCCACCCCAGGGCCUGCCUGGCUUCUUGAGGUUUCCUCUCCCCCACAGGCUCUGCUCACCCUGCUGUGCUGGCUUUGGCACAGCCUAGCUCACCCUGCCAGCUGGCUGCAGCCCCCAGGUCCACCAGCCACCCCACCUGGCUCACCACCCUGCAGCCUCCUGGAUAGCAGCCUCUCCAGCAGCUGGGAUGAUGACAGCAUAGGGCCUUCGCUCUCCCCAGAGGCCAUCCUGACCCGGGCUGCCAGGAGUACUUCCACCCCCCGGGGCAGGUACACACCAAGGGAUGCCCUGGACCUAAGUAACAUGGACUCAGAGCUUCCUCGGGGUUCCUGUCCUUCCUUUGAGCCUAGGAACCUCCUCAGCCUAUUUGAGGACUCACUGGACCCAGCCUGAGCUGUAGGUCCAGCUUCUGUACUUUUAACCUCUUACUCCUUCCCUGUCCCUUCCCCUGGAAAGCUGGGUCCCUUUGGGAUCUACUGUGUCUAAUAAAAAGUAUUUGAAUCUUGGGAGCACCCAAGCUUGCUCUAGUGGCAA